Rhododendron vialii is the source of this 2585-nucleotide messenger RNA. RefSeq names its product beta-amylase 2, chloroplastic. Lineage: Eukaryota; Viridiplantae; Streptophyta; Magnoliopsida; Ericales; Ericaceae. The transcript is spliced from 9 exons. Gene Ontology annotation, molecular function: beta-amylase activity. Gene Ontology annotation, biological process: polysaccharide catabolic process. The coding region runs from base 906 to 2216 and encodes 436 amino acids. The record is from RefSeq and is a predicted model, not a curated record.
UUGUUUCCAAUUUUCAUGCCCUAGUGAAUGUAAAACUGGAUGGGGGCAAUUAUCUCUUAUGGCGUAUACAAGUCGAAAAUGUUAUGCGUGCUAAUGGAUACUUUGAAUAUUUGGAUGGUACCGUAGCAAGUCCUCCACUUCAGAUCAGUAAUGCUGAAGGUGUUCUUGGCCCUAAUUCUGCAUAUACUCUAUGGAAAUUGAUGGAUUCUCAGCUAUUAUCUUGUCUUACCGCGUCUCUAUCACAGACAACCCUUCCUUAUGUUCUAGGGUUAACGAGUGCACAACAGGUGUGGGAAUCGUUAUCUCAUAGAUUCAAUUCUCUGUCUCAAAAUCAUGUUCAAGAACUCAAAACAAGAUUGUAUAGUCAUACAAAGUUAACCACGAUGGACUCCUAUAUUGAUACUAUUAAGGACCUUGCUCAGAAACUGGCUGCAGCAGGUAGCCCCCUUGACGAGGAUGAUCUUAUUUUUCACACCUUAUGAGAUUUACCUAAGCCUUUUAAUGGCUUUAAAACUGCGGUGAGAAUUAGGGGAGAUACGAUUACUUUUACAGAAUUGGUUACCAUAUUAAAAGGGGAAGAUCUUCAGUUACUUCAGGACUCUGAGGUUGAUACAAUAACUGUUCUAGUAGCCAUUGCCAAUCACUCUUCUCAGGGUCAAGAGUAAUUCUGGGGGAUCGCAGCUGCCAUUUGUUACUCCACAACCUAGUCUUUCCCAGCAGCAAUCUGUGCCUUCUGGACAACCUCAGUAUUGGUCACAACAGUCUUUUGCUUCUCCUCAGUUUAGUGGACAACCUUAGUCUUCUAUUUCUCAUGUUCAACAUAUGCCAGCUCAGACGUUGAAGAUAAGUCCCCAAAGGUGCAAGAGAGUGAUCUUUCUGGCACAGCUUAUGUUCCUGUAUAUGUUAUGCUACCGUUGGGUGUUAUCAGUAUGGACUGUGAGCUGGUUGAUCCUGACAAUCUGCAUAAGGAGCUACAGAUAUUGAAGUCAGCUAAUGUCGAUGGCGUUAUGGUUGACUGCUGGUGGGGGAUCGUAGAGAGACAUGCUCCACAACAGUACAAUUGGAGCGGCUACAAGUGCCUCUUUCAGAUUGUGCGUGACCUUGAUCUCAAGCUACAGGUUGUUAUGUCAUUUCAUGAAUGUGGAGGCAAUGUUGGUGAUGAUGUUCAUAUUCCACUUCCCCAGUGGGUUGCAGAAAUUGGUCAAAGAAAUCCUGACAUGUUUUUCAAAGACCGUGAAGGAAGACACAAUCCUGAAUGCCUCACUUGGGGAGUUGAUGAGGAGAGGGUCUUAAGAGGUCGUACUGCCCUUGAGGUGUACUUCGAGUUCAUGAGAAGCUUCCGAGUAGAAUUUGAUGAGUUCUUUGAAUGUGGAAUCAUCUCUGAGAUUGAAAUUGGACUAGGUCCAUGUGGGGAGCUACGAUAUCCCUCUUAUCCUGAAAAACAUGGUUGGAAAUAUCCUGGCAUUGGUGAAUUCCAGUGCUAUGACCAGUACUUGUUAACGAGUCUGAAGACGGCAGCAGAAGUGGGAGGACAUUCAUUAUGGGGAAGUGGACCAGAUAAUGCAGGUUCUUUUAAUUCCCGACCACAUGAAACCGAGUUCUUUCGCGACGGAGGUGAAUAUGAUAGCGAUUAUGGCAGAUUCUUCCUCAAUUGGUACUCCCAAUUUCUGAUUGAUCAUGGUGAUCGGGUCCUCGCUCAGGCAAAUUUGGCUUUUGAAGGCACUUGCAUUGCUGCGAAGCUUUCGGGUAUUCAUUGGUGGUACAAGACCGCAAGCCAUGCUGCUGAGUUGACUGCUGGGUUUUACAAUACAUCUAAUCAUGAUGGCUACACUCGAAUUGCAACAAUGUUAAAGAAGCAUGGAGCUGCUCUAAACUUCACCUGUGUUGAGUUGCGCACUAUGGACCAGCAUGAGAACUUUCCAGAAGCAUUGGCGGACCCUGAAGCAUUAGUUUGGCAGGUGUUUAAAGCUGCAUGGGAUGUAACCAUACCAGUUGCAAGUGAGAAUGCUCUUCCUUGCUACAAUAGAGAAAGUUAUGACAAGAUAUUGGAGAAUGCAAAGCCCUUAAACGAUCCAGAGGGGAGAUGUAUAUCUGCUUUUACAUACUUGAGGCUCAGCUCAGUUCUCAUGGAGGAACAGAAUUUUACGGAGUUUGAGCAAUUCGUCAAGAGAAUGCAUGGUGAAGCAUUGUCGGGUCUGCCAUCGUCGUCCGAAUGAAGAGGUGUUUGCAGCUAAGUAGGAAGAAACCAUAUGCACAUGUCUGUAAAUCUGUUACAUACCCAAAAAAAUGUCUGUAAAUCUUAGACUUGUUCUUCUUCUUCCCGGAAAAGGGGAAAAACAAUGUUGCACGUCGCGAAAUAGGGAACUGGUUGCAGAAGUUUCGGUCGGACGACCGAAAGAUGGACAGUUUAUGGAGUCUGACUUUGUUUUUUCCUGUGUUCCACAAACCAUAGAGCUUACUUACAUCACAAAAGUGGUGGGGCAAUUGGCCCAUGAAAGGAUGAAAUAGGAAUGCCUUUGUCCUGUUGUCAUGUUUUGGUCCUUUGGAAAUAAAAGAAACCAGCUAUAACAUCUACGAGCUUGCUA